CUCUUUUAACAACAUCGCUACUUAAAAUGCCUUGGCCAUACACAGUUCCAGCAGCCGAGUAAUCAAUGAACAUAAAUGGAACUCUACAUCUUCUUAUUGUUUUGCAUCUCCUUUUUCCUCCUCUUUCGUCGUCGCUCCUCCGCCCACAGCCUCCCGCCGGGCCCUAUCAACUUUCCUAUAUUUGGCUCCCUCCAUCGCCUAGGUUCUCACCCUAACCAAUCCCUCUACGAGCUAGCCAAAACUUAUGGCCCUCUCAUGACUCUCCGCUUAGGCUAUAUUACCACCGUCAUCGUCUCAUCCGCUGAAUUCGCUAAACAAGUCUUCCAAACACACGAGCACUCCUUCUCUGACCGCACUGUCCCUGAUUGCGUCGCCUCCCAGCCUAACCCCGAGUCGACCCUCGCAUGGGCGCUGGGCGAUGGUAGGUGGCGCAACCGCCGGAGACUAUGCAGCACCCAGUUGUUCACCGUGCAAAGACUCAACUCACUUCAACACCUUCGCCACCAAAAAGCCCAGCAACUUAUCCAGCACAUCAAUAAACAACGCGCUUCAGGGUCCCAAGUCAAGAUAGGGGAAGUUGCUUUUGCAACCACAUUGAACUUGAUAUCCACUACAAUCUUUUCCUCGGAUAUAGUGGACCCUGAAUUCAGUACAGCGCAAGAGUUCAAAGAUUUGGUGUGGAGGAUAAUGGAGGAUUCAGCCAAACCCAACUUGUCAGAUUAUUUCCCUAUCUUAAAAAGGUUUGAUUUGCAAGGGAUAAGAAAGCAUAUAAGGCCGUCUUACACGAGGUUGCAUGAGAUAUUUGAUGAGAUGAUAGAUGAAAGAAUGGAGGUUAGAGCUUCAGAUUCCGUGUCCAGAAAUGGUGAUUUGUUGGAUGUUCUGCUUGAUCAGUGCCAACAGGAUGGGUCUGACUUCACUCGCCAAAAUAUCAAGCCUUUGAUCCUGGACUUAUUCAUUGCUGGAAGUGAUACAUCUGCAAUAACAACAGAAUGGGCGAUGGCAGAACUCCUUAGAAAACCUGGAGUGCUACAAAAAACAAGAAGGGAACUAAUGGAAGUCAUUGGAACUAAAAGAACUGUUCAAGAAUCAGACCUCGAUAAACUCCCAUAUCUUGAAGCUGUGGUCAAAGAGACAAUGCGCCUUCAUCCUGCCGUUCCUCUUCUCCUACCUUACAAAGCCAAAAAUGAUGUCGAAAUAUGUGGCUACACCAUACCCCACAACACUCAGCUUCUGGUGAAUGCUUGGGCUAUUGCCCGAGACCCCAAAUACUGGAACCACCCUUUUUCGUUUUGCCCUGAGAGAUUUCUUGAUUCCAGCUUAGAUUUCAGAGGUCGUGAUUUUGAGUAUAUACCAUUUGGAGCUGGUCGAAGGAUAUGCCCGGGUUUGCCUCUUGCAGUUCGUAUGGUGCAUCUGAUAUUAGCUUCUAUGAUUCAUUCCUUUGAUUGGAAAUUGCCUCAUGGAAUCCAUCCACAAGACUUGGACAUGCAAGAACAGUUUGGCAUGACUCUCAAGAAAGCUAUACCGCUCUGUGCUAUUCCUAUUUAGCUAUAUAGUACACAAAAUAGGUUAAAUUAUUUGUUGUUUUUCUUUGUUGGGAACAUAUAUAUUAAAUCUUCCACUAUUUGUCUUUUGUUCUA
Molecule: messenger RNA, 1637 nt
Organism: Gossypium raimondii (Peruvian cotton)
Lineage: Eukaryota; Viridiplantae; Streptophyta; Magnoliopsida; Malvales; Malvaceae
Product: geraniol 8-hydroxylase-like
Exons: 2
Coding region: 76-1545 (489 amino acids)
Molecular function (GO): oxidoreductase activity, acting on paired donors, with incorporation or reduction of molecular oxygen; heme binding; monooxygenase activity
Source: RefSeq, a predicted model, not a curated record